Messenger RNA from Phycodurus eques (leafy seadragon), 3298 nucleotides. It is a transcript of the gene cfap53, whose product is annotated as cilia and flagella associated protein 53. NCBI's taxonomy places the organism in Eukaryota, Metazoa, Chordata, Actinopteri, Syngnathiformes, Syngnathidae. The transcript has 8 exons. Bases 833 to 2347 code for a protein of 504 amino acids. The record is from RefSeq and is a predicted model, not a curated record.
UUCUGUGCUUUUCUUUUUCCAUUCUUCUUUUUCCUUCCUAUUUUCUUUCUUUCUUCUGCUUUUGUAUUUCUAUUGUACUUUUUCUGAUCUCUGCUUUCGUUUUUCUGUUCUAUUCAUUCUUUUUUCCUCACUUUUUUCCCCCAUUCCUUCUGUUCUGCUUUUGUUUUUAUAUUCAGUUUUUCUGUCAAUUCUGCUUUGAUCUUUUCACUCUACUUUUGUUUAUUUUUUCCGUUCUGGUCGCAUUUCAUAUAUUUUCAGCUUUUUUUUCUUGGAAUUCACUCUUUAUUCUCUAUUUUCCAAUCUGUUUUUAUUUUUCUGUUCUAUUCUUUUUCCUUUGUAUUCACUCUGUUGCAUUUAUCCAGCCUUUUUCUUAUUUGUCAAUUCGAGUUACGCUUUUGAAUUUUCUUAUUGUUUUGUCCAUUGCGUCUUUUGCUCGCUUUUCCAUUUCUUCUGCGUUUGUUUGACGACUUGUUCUGUAAUUUGCAUUUCUCGGCUGUCGUUUCCCAGUAUGCAAAUGAGUCGGUGACGCACAAGCAGCUCGUGCGCCUUGCUCCGCGCAAGUCACGUGGUCCCGUCACGUGGUCCCGACGCUGCGCCCGCGAGUGUCCUUGGAUUUAGAGGUGACGUCACCGUUCCUGUUUACUCGUCACCGUGGCGACGCCGCCGAGCUGAAACGAGCUGAGGCCGCCGCCCGAGUCACCCGCGACCCAGGACCUGGAACUGGACCUGGACCAGGACCUGGACCAGGACCAGUACCUGCGCUGCCGCCACCGGCGCGGCGAGCGGACAACGGCGACGAAGACGAGGUGGGGCAACUGAAGCGGGAUUCGCCAUGCUUCCGGCGCGCCGCGACGCACUGCUGCGGCAGAAGCGGGACGAGGCGCGGGAGCGCGCCGCCGACUGCGCCGCGGAGCGCCGGGCGGCGGGCGUCGUGAACUCGUGGCUGCGCGCCGCCGACGAUCGCCACGCGUGCCGAGCCGUGCGGCGGGAAGCGGACGACGUCCUGAUGCAGCGCGGCUUCUCCGUCCGGGAGCGCCGCGAAAGGCUCCGCGAGCUUCUGGACGAGGAGGAUCGACAGCUGGUCUCGGCGGCUCGCCGCGAGCGCGAGACGGCGGCGCAGAGGCAGGCGCGCGUGUGCGACCGCGCCAAAAGUCUGCAGGACGCCAGGGAGGCGCAGCGGAGACAACUGGUCGCGCAAAAGUUGGACCAGCAGUUCAGGGAGCAGUGCCAGGAGCUCCGUGAAGCGCAGAGCAAGCGGCAACUUUCGCAGGUUUGCGAGGAGCGAGGCGCGCAGCUGCGCAGCCAGCAGGAGGGCGCCCGCCUGCGGCGGCGCGAGGACGACGCCUUCCACCGGCUGUGGCAAGCCGACGCCCGCGCCAAGGAGGAGCGCGAGAGGCGCGAGGCGACCGACGCGCGGCGCUGCGGCCAGAUGCAAAUGGACUUCCUGUGCCGGCAGAUGGCAAAUAAAGACGAUUCGGAUUCGCGCGAGCGGCGGAGGCGGCAGGAGGAAGCGGGCCGGCAGGAACAGGAAAUGCAAGAUCUGCAGCAACGGGGACAGCGCCAGCGUCGGCUGCAGCAGGACGCCCAGGCGGCCCGGCGCCGCGCGCUGGACGACAGUUUGCGUCUAAAGAUGGAGCGUGUGGCGAAGGAGGAGCGGGACGAGCUCCAGAUGGACAACAGCAUCCUGCAGCAGAUGCUCCGGAGCGAGAGUCGAGCCCAGCAGGAGACCGCGCACAAGAGGGUGCCCCACCUUGUUCCCAGCAACGUGGACCUGAGGGACGAGCAGCUGCGCUUUCGUCAGUAUUUGGCCGAGCAGAGGAUGAAGCGCAAGAAGGACGAGGAGCAGAUGGAGCAAAUGAUGGCGGAAAAGAUGAACGAGACGUGGGACAGACGCGAACGGCAGAACCUCCUGCAGCGGGACGCCAGGAACCGACUGAUGAACGACGUCGUGGAGUCCCGACGACUGCAGACCGCGCAGAAACAGCAACGUGACCUUCAGAGGCGCGCAGACAUCGCCAAAGAGCGAGUGGAGCAGGACGCCGCCGCGCGGGACAUGAAGCGGGCCGACGAGGAGGCGUCGAAGAGGCAGCGUCAGGCGUACUUGGCGUACCAGGCGGAGCUGCGGGCGCAGAUGGAGCAGCGUCAGCAUCUGAGGCGGGAACGGGAGGAAGAGGAGUUCAGGAUGCAGCAGCGGCUGCAGCAGAUGGAGCGGCAAAAACUGCAGAAGAAAGAACAAGUCCUGGCCCGGCCCAACGACGGCGUCUCGCACCCGUUCAGGAGCGCGCUGGCCAGCGGCGCUCGGGAGCCUGCCGUGUUUUCACCGCAAAAUGGAGAAGAAUCGGGAUGAAAGCGAGCGAGCGUAUGUCGUCGUCGUCAUCGUUGAGGUUGUGAGAGUGAAGCUGAAAUCACUUCAUUCGGGGUGGCAAACUCUUCCAUCGCAAGCUGUAUUCGAGCUCAGACCAAAAUUAGACGUGGCUCCCCCCCGCAAAAUAUCAUUUGAUCAAUAACGGUAAAAAAAAAAUAAAAAUCAAUUAAUCAAAACAAUUUGAAUUUAGCAACUUUUUGAGGCGUGUCCAGUGCUGACAGAGCCACGCUUAAGAAGCUAUUUUCCAAAAGUUCCUCAGGAUUUGAAAUUUGAGGCAGCCAUAGUCAAGGCAAUCCUUAUUGGCACGGCAACGGCGCUGGCCCACUCCAACACACUUUUCAUAACGCCAACAACUUCCUGAAAAUGGUGUCGGCUGCACAAUUUCCGAUAAUUGGGGGAAACAAAGUUCGAACAAUCUAACAAUUUGCUUCCAGGCUCUUCAAUGAGGGGAUUUGGUCACGAGCUCAAAGCUAACACAAAAAAAAACACCAUUUGAUGAGCCAGCAGAAAUUGCCAUCGAACUCACGGCACUUAUCUCAAAAGAAUCAAUAUUGGUAUGCAAACUGUCAGUAUAAUAAUAUUCUCUGGCAUGUAUUCUUCAAACUGUGACAAACGAGUUCUAAUCUUGCUGGUUACAACGUUCUACUUUUUGUGUGUGUAUCUCAGUGUGAGGUUACUUGAUGUAACUAACCCAUUGGUUCAUCAUAAAUGGGUCAGUUUUCCCUCACACCUACUUUUGCUGAUUAUUGUUCUCUGGUUGAGCGAUAUCACUUGAUCAAGCCUUUUAUAACUCUUCCAUACUAGAAAAUAAGUAAAGUGUAUGAUUUUUGCUGAAAUCGGCAGACCAACCCCCGGUUUUCGCAGAAAAGGCUUCUUGCCAGCAUUCCCCACUUAUUACAGAAUAUUCUGGAUUUAAAAAAAAACACAUUUUGG